Postia placenta MAD-698-R-SB12 is the source of this 780-nucleotide messenger RNA. RefSeq lists its product as hypothetical. Gene Ontology annotation, cellular component: zeta DNA polymerase complex. The transcript is spliced from 8 exons. The record is from RefSeq and is a predicted model, not a curated record. NCBI's taxonomy places the organism in Eukaryota, Fungi, Basidiomycota, Agaricomycetes, Polyporales, Adustoporiaceae. Bases 1 to 780 code for a protein of 259 amino acids.
AUGUCUGAUGACCCCACGCUGACGUUCAACCUGUUGACAGUCGAAGUUGCCAUUCAUACCAUUCUUUAUGUUCGCCAAAUCUACCCAGCUGAUCUGUUUGUGCGACGCAAGAAGUAUGACACUCCUGUGUAUCAAUCUCGUCAUCCGGCUCUGAACGAGUAUAUUUCCGGUGCUGUCAAAGCCAUUGAAGAGGAACUUCUUUUGGGACAUGUUGAUAAAGUGGUUGUUGUGAUUAAGAAUAAGGAAGACAUUGCACUUGAACGUUUCAUUUUCGCAGUCAGUACCAUGAUCGAGGUAGAAUUGUUCAACAAAGACACAAGGUUGCCCCCCUUUGGCUAUUUUGUAGAAGGUGCCAUGACAUCAAGGUCUCUCGCACAGUAUUUCCGGUCUUUCCUAGUCAAACUCAACAUGAUUGAAGCUCAGCUUGGCCAACUAGAGAUGGGCGAUGAGCUCUCUUUUGCGAUUGUGCUGGAACUGCAGGACACAAAGGCCCCUGCCGCGUCCCACGACGAGGACCCUCCGCCCUGGAUUCCGGCGCCCUCUCAGCAUGCGACGGCAAGCGUGUCAGAAAGUGCAGAGCUGCACAUGAUCCGCGCCGUAGAUACUGGCAUAAUCAACUUGUCUCUCGCGGUACAGGAGUCAGAGGAGAAGCUCAAGACUCAUAGAGAAGACGACACUCAGAGAAAGGGAAAGGGGCUCCACUGUCAGAACUUACCGGAGGUGGUUCCGAUGACAUCAUUGUACUAUCUACCCAUUACUUCAAACGAGAUACGAUCUUGA